CACGGCUGUGCCGCGGGUGGGAUUGGAGCGCGUUUGUCGGGACAGCGAAUAAAGUUUUUUUUGCGAGGGAGAUCACGGAUGAGAAGAUGUCGGGCCGGUCGGUUAGAGCGGAGACUCGCAGUCGAGCCAAGGAUGACAUCAAAAAGGUCAUGGCAGCGAUAGAGAAAGUCCGAAAAUGGGAGAAGAAGUGGGUGACAGUGGGUGACACAUCACUACGGAUAUUUAAAUGGGUACCGGUGACUGAUCCCAAAGAGGACAUCCGAGCUCCCCGAAUGACUCAAUUGGAGAAGUCAAAAUCGAAGAACAAUCUUGAAUCAAAAGGCACAAAGGGAGAUAAAGGCUUCCCACUGCUGCCUGUGUCUGACAACAGUUCCUCUCCUGUUCUCUUGGAGCUAAAUGAUGAGACUAGUAAUCAGAGUUCCCUGUCAGAUGCUUACCAGGUAAAAGUGGACAGCAGUACAAAUUCAAGCCCCAGCCCAGAGCAAAGUGAGCCUGUCAGCCCAACACUUCUGUCUGAUUUUAAAGCGGAUGACUCUCAGCCUCCCAUGCUUGGCCAGGAAAUCAUGGAAGAACCUUCCCUUCCUUCCUCAGAAGUAGGAGAUGAUCCCCCAAUGCUCACAAAGGAAGAACUGGUUCCAUUGCAGCCUCAGGUCGUGGAAGAGGAGGAUGAUGAAUAUUCUGGGGCGCCACCACUGAAGAGGGUUUGCACAGGACAGAAUGCUGUGACUCAGCCAGUUACUGAGAGCUAACCCAGAAUCAAAGCUGGCGUUUCCAUGGUACCCUCUGACUUGCCAUCACUGACUGACUUAAAAGAAUGUGAUAUUUAUUUACUACUUUUAAUGGAUUGUGAUGCUUGUGAUUUAGGUGUCUGAAUUUAAAAUGUUUCUGUAUUGCAGGCUGAUGUCCCUUUUGUUAUGCAGCAGGAAUGGGUGUGGUGUGGCUUCACUGGGCCUUCCUAGUUGAAGACACUUUUAUAUUGAUAGUGUCAAAAGUAGCACUAAUAUAAAGGAAGUGUCCUGCUCACCUCUUAAAUGGGUCCAGCACCAGCCUUUUCCUGGGACAAGCAUACCCACUGGAAGAAAAGAUGGGCCUCUGUAUUGAUCCUUAACAGGGACCAGCUGCAAACUGGUACAGUGCAAAAAGAUGGAUUGAAGAUCCCAGUACCUGCUUGAGAGCUGCUCUUCUAGAGUCUCAGCAUCAAUAUGAAAGUGCCUUGAUACUGAAGUGCCUCUAAAUCUUCACCAAUAUUUAAGUGAGCUGACUGAAGACGGAUUUGUGUGCUGUCGAUUCUUGACUAUACAUACAUAUGCAGUCUUCAUCCUCGUUUUAUUCAUGAUAUAAAGUUAGACUCUGUCAUCUGCAUUCAAGGAAGGUACAACCGAGUGCAGUUUCUCACAAAAAUGCUAUUGAAGUUGUAUAGAAACUUUUUUAAAAUUAUAUUCCUGUGGCUCAUGAUUUUACUGAAUUUGCAUGAUGCAAAAAGCAUUUGAAAAUCUUCAAGCUGGUAUGGGUACCUUUGUAUUAGUUUCAGUGAUACUGAACUAAUGUUAAGUGCCCAUUAACCUGGACUUGCAUUUUCCUUUGGGGAGAGCCUACAGAUAAUUUAGAAAUUUAUUUUCUUGAAAAGAGAAUUUAAUCUCUUCUAUUUGUUCUUGUCAACAUUUAUGUCAUUACAUAUGCCUUUGCUGGGUGAGAUAAUGUAUGACAUACCAACUAGAGUUCUUGCUUAUGACUAUGCUAAUGGUGCAUAUGUAUGGAUGGCUUAAUAGGAUUGGUAUGGCAAUUCAAUCCCUCCACAUUUGACCAAUGUGUUGAUACUGAUUUUUUUUUGUCUAGGCCUGCAUGGCCAGGGUUGACUAAUUAAAGAGCUAGUACAAUAAAGGAGGAAUUGGAAUCUUUAACCUCCCAACUUUUCUAUCAAUACAGAUCACAUCCUUCAUUUUGUUCCCUAAAUCAAGCUGGCAGCCUGCAUCUGAAGCUGAUUUUAUUUAAAACAGAAUGGUUCCUAAUGGAAACAAAAUUAGAUUAAAUCCUAGUUCAGUUUUAUAACAGGUAAUACUAGAUCAACCAGUUAGGAAAACAUGAACAAACUAGCAGCUGUGAUUUAAUUGACAUAGCCAUGAUUCCAGUGUAUUAUACUGGUAAACAUAUCUUAGCAUUUCAGUUUUUUUUUUAAAUCUCACUGUUUACCAUCAAUUAUUAGCUGGGGUAUUGCUAAUACAUAAGUAUUUUGCAGAAGCACAUUAAGUUCAUAAAUGUAGGAUGAUUACUUGAGUGUGUACCAGAGGAAUAUUUGCAUCCAUGAUCCAUCACGGACCCCUCAAGAGUCAAUGUGUCUGGAAUCAAGAAAGUUUGCAAAAUAAAACUUCAGAUUUUAUUCAACCCCAUUAUGUGCUGUUCCCUAAAUGUUUUUUAUAUACAGUUUGCUUAUUGAUCCUUUUAACGAGGGCAAGAAAUUCAUUUUUAUAAGAACAAAAAAUUGCUAAAGAUACUCAGCAAGUCAGGCAUCACCUGUGGAGAAAGAUAUGAAGUUAACAUUUUAGAUUAAUGACCAUCCUGAUGAAUGUGCCAUUUUUAACAUCUUUGUAUUGCCCUCUUCAAUACCCAUCAUCAUGAUUUUAAAUCAUGGCCUUCCUAAUGGAGGCUUCUUCCUUGCAUGCUGCUCUUGUCAAAACCUUGCCCUUGGCAAACUACAUAAAAAUGCAUGUCCUCAUGGUACUUCCCCUGUCAGCUUCUGCAUCAAAGCCUGUAUGUGGUACUUGCAGCUAACCCAGGUAGCAGUGGUUUAAUUCUGAAUUGCUGUUGUACUCAUUCUAUUUUAAACUAUUUGUUUUGCAUCAGAUUCUCUAUUUUGAUCAUUCAACCCAUCUGCAAACAUUCUCACAUUGUCUCUCAACUUAACUAUAAUUUACCACCUUGAGAAAAUUGGAUAAUAGUUAAUUUCCAUUUCUGCUCGACUUUUUAAAAAAAAUACUCAAGUGAGAUUAUGAUUUUGUUUUUGAUUAGUGAUUGAAAGUUAAAAUCACUCCUAAUUGCCAAAAGUCCGCCUGUUUUGUCUUUUAACAUCUUUUGUGUUUGCUUCAGUAUCUUAUCUUUGUAUUUUAUUUGAUAUUUGCCUAGAUUUGGUGAUAGUUUCACCUGCUAUUGCUGCUUAUUCCUAACUUCCUAAUUUUUAAACUUGUGUUCACAGUGUGCUUCAUUAGUUACUUUUACAAUCUCAACUUUAAAAAGUAUUACAUUUUAUAUAAAAUGAAAAAUAUGGAUCUUUUAAUAGUUUUUGGUGUUCGUCAUAGUGGAGUUUCAAUAUUACUUGCUACUUUAAGUAGCAGAUCUUUUAACCAAUAGGUUAUCUUUCAGAAUCUAUGAAGAUGAGAGAUUUCCUAGUUACAGUAUGGACACCUUCCUUAUUUUUCAUGGAAGUGAAGCCAGGACAAUGUGAAAAAUGUUCAUAUUUUGUAUUUUCUGAUGAAAAUGCAUAGAUAUAUUUUUUGAAUAUAAAGAUUAAAUAGACUAAUCAAUUUGUAUGUUGAGUAUUUUUCUUUGUAAUUCCACUUAGUUUGCUUCAAAAUGCAUGGAAUGUUGCGCAAUGGAGCAGAAACCAGGGUUCCAGAGCAUUCAGACUUUGUUCGUGAAAAUGCUUGAAGAGCAACAGUUGAUGUUUUUCAUAGGGUAUAAUGGGUCGUUCCUUAUUUGGUAAUGCAAACUUCUCAAUUUGUAACUCAACCAUUUCAACUAGUAUCCGAUGAUGCCUAAAUAUAAGACUGAAUUCUAAAUGUGUGUCCAAAAAGCCUAGAUCAUUAUUAGAGCAGUGGAACAGUAAGGAUUGCUUAAAGUCUGUACACAUGCAUAGUUAUUGAUUAAUUCAUGACUCUCUAGACUUCUUUAAUUGUUUAAAUAGUAUUUUUUUUAAAACAUUUAUUUAAAAAAUCUUCGUUAUCUUUAUUGCAAAUAUUAUUUCUGAUGUUUUGUACCUCCCAAGUUUCACCACACAAUGAAGUGCAUUUUAACAAGUUAUCACACUUUAGUUGUGUGACAUUCCAAAGAAGUAUGAUUUGAAUUGUGUGUAUUGACUCUUGGGUGGAUCACAGUACUUUGAUUACACUUGUACCAUGGAGCACUUCACACAGAUGACUUGGGGAGCACUCAACAAAUGACAAGUUUGAUUCUAAUGCACAGCCCAAAAUCUAAAACAAUAGGUUUUCAUUUGUUUGGUUUAAGAUGAUGUUUUUCAUUUUUUUUAAAUUUCUUAACUUUUGAAAAGGUAAGCACCAACCUUGGUGAUUGGUACAGGCACAUAUGCAGUAUUAAGUAUUAAUGCAUUGCCAUUUUUGUACUUUGCAUUUUAAGGUAAGCAUCCAUGAAAAUUAAAUUCUGAUAUUUACAGGAGCACUCCAGGAUGGGUGAUCUUCUCUUACUGCCUUUACUGUGUUAAUGAUUGUAAAAUCUGUCUUCUGUUUGUGAAAAUAGACAGAAGCAAAUAACAUAAAUCACUGGUAUGUGCCUCAGUGAUGAAACUUCAUUUCAAGAUGCAAACCGUAAUGUCAAAAAAUACUUCAUACCUCAAAGGUUAAGUGUUGCCUUUCAAAUUGUAAAACUCGAGUUAUUAUUUAGGGGAUUGUUAUUCAAAAUGCCUGUGAAAAUAAAGUGGAAUGA
Messenger RNA from Pristis pectinata (smalltooth sawfish), 4653 nucleotides. RefSeq names its product B-cell CLL/lymphoma 7 protein family member B-like. The coding region runs from base 87 to 749 and encodes 220 amino acids. The transcript is spliced from 7 exons. The record is from RefSeq and is a predicted model, not a curated record. Lineage: Eukaryota; Metazoa; Chordata; Chondrichthyes; Rhinopristiformes; Pristidae.